Messenger RNA from Penicillium argentinense, 1242 nucleotides. RefSeq lists its product as uncharacterized. The record is from RefSeq and is a predicted model, not a curated record. Lineage: Eukaryota; Fungi; Ascomycota; Eurotiomycetes; Eurotiales; Aspergillaceae. The transcript has a single exon. The coding region runs from base 1 to 1242 and encodes 413 amino acids.
AUGCCUCCCGCGGAAGACAAAGGCAGCGAUGACUUCAAAUUCAGUCUCUGGGCGCCCCCGCGCGGCGGCUAUGCAGCAUGCGACACCAUUGUGGGGAGCCUCAUCCGCAAGACGCCAGUCGUCGCACCCGAAGCAGUCAUCACGCUGUCCUUGACAGGUCGCGCCAAGACCAGGUUCACAAAAACCAAGGCAGUCUACCGGAACUCGCGACAGCUCGUCAGUACCGGCGAAACAGUCAUUUUCAAAGGCCCUAUUCAUCUGGCUGCCGACAGCAAAGAGCCACUCCGCUGGCCUUUCGCAGUGGGUAUCCCGCUUGAGCCGGCGACAUCAUGCAAAAAUGAUCAUAGUUCGGAGGCAAGCUUGUUACCAGUGGAUCAAGAUCACCCGGGCCAUCAUCUGUUACCGGGCACAUUUGUCUCCAUGGACCCGAGUUUUGCAGAACCGGCACGGUGCUAUGUGGAGUAUUAUCUCACUGCUCGUCUGCAUUUCAGGUCCUCCCGUCGAUCCGAGUCGCAUGAAUCGAUUCGAAGAAUCAUUCUCCGACACCCUCUGGAGCCACUCUUAAAGUCACCGAGUCUCAAGGUCUUUGAGACGAGGCGAAUGAUUCAAAGCCAUCGUCUCAUGCCUGAAAAGGGAAAUGCGGGGUUGUCUUUCCGACAAAAAAUGCAGACGUUCUUCGAAUCAUCCAAAGUGCCCCAGUUUCAUUACAACAUCAUUCUUACGGUACCAGAAAUCAUUCAGCUGGAUAAUCCAGAGCCAUUCCCUCUUUUACUCCAAAUCCGGCCUCAAAUAGACCGGACAAGUGAGCGCAUUCAAGAUGUCAUGCCAGACAUCUUAGCGGCUGAUGUGAGAAUGAUACUCAAGGAGAACACAGCGGUGAUUGCGGCGGAUAUAUGGGAUAAGAUAAGGUCUAGGUCCUACUGGGAGCCAGUUGAGCUGGGCUUGAGUCAUGCAUUUCGACAGCUCGAGUCUCCAAUCAUCAUCCCCACGGCCACAGAAAGCAAGCCGGUGAACCUUGGGAAACUAUUCGGGCUCGUUCUUCACCAGAAUGGCCUCUCUUCACACAAGCGGGUGCUGCCGAGCAAAGCGGGCAUUCAUCCGGAUUUUAUGACUUAUAACAUCCGACGCACACAUGAGGUUGGGUGGCAAGUCACUCUGCUGGUUGCCGGGCAGCUACAAGAGGCGAAAUUCAGUUCGGCAGUAACGAUCCUUUCGGGUCCCAGCUCAGGCCAGAGCACCUAG